This is a messenger RNA of Caenorhabditis briggsae, 1212 nucleotides long. It is a transcript of the gene Cbr-sas-5, whose product is annotated as Protein CBR-SAS-5. The record is from RefSeq and is a predicted model, not a curated record. The transcript has 7 exons. Bases 1 to 1212 code for a protein of 403 amino acids. NCBI's taxonomy places the organism in Eukaryota, Metazoa, Nematoda, Chromadorea, Rhabditida, Rhabditidae.
AUGAGUAAUUACGAUCGUGUGCCGUGUUCGAUUGCUAUUCCGAAUCAGCAAGUUGAAAUACAGCAGCAACCUAGAGUCUUCGAAGAUCAAGAAAGUCCGGUUAAAACAAAAGUUCAGCAGCCUCCACCAGAACAAGUUCGAGUUCCUCCGACAGUCAUUGGAGCAACAGCAACAGCAAAAAAGAAAUCGUGUCUCUCAACAACAUCUUCACGGAAGGAACCACCCGCACAUCCAGCUCUUCGUCGAAAAACUGUGGCUUUUGGGCGGACUGUAAACGUGUCACAGACUGUUGAGGGAACUUCUCGACACACAAAAAAAGCAAUAGCUUCGCCAAGUCAGAAUCACAGAAUGACAGAAGAAAAUCAAGAAGAAAAUUGGCGAGAUGUGAUGAAAAAUGAAUUCGAAGUUAUGCGAAAAGAAAUGCAAGAAGAGGCAACGAAAAAGCAAGAAGAGCUCAAUGCACAAAACCUGAACAAAAUGCAGGAAAUGAUGUCGCAGUUUUUUCAGCAAAUUACAGUUGCCAAACCAUCAGCCGAGGAAAGUCAAGAUAGAGAAAAGGAAAAUUGGUACGAACAAUCUCGGCAUGCGAGACAACAAAAGCCGGCUAAUAAAAUUGCGAAAGCCCGAGAAAUCAUCAAAAGAGAAGGAAGCAUUCCACCGGAAGCUCUACCGAUUCUGGAGCAGCGAAUUCGAACCGAUCCCAUGUUCAGACAACAAAUCGAUAACGUUCUAGCAGAUGCGGAAUGCGAUGCAAACCGAGCAGCUUACUCGCCACUUCCUCCUCUUUCACCACCCUCAGGACGAUAUGCGAACGGUUCCAGCGGAAAUCCAGCUUUGAUGAGGGAAACAUUAACCGUUGAGAGAAGUAUUCGAUAUGACAACGGGCUAUCCUCGAUCGAUUCAAGACAGUGGACUAGCGAAAGGAACGAUAACAGAACUCAUGACAACUACCGUCCGUAUGAACCGGAUCCACAGUUGCAAUCCAUGUACCAAAAAGGUCAAAGUGUCAGUUAUUAUCCAUCGGAAGCAGUUGGAAAAGCCCACCGAAAUAACCGUCUUGAGUACCACGUGGAAGAAGUUCCGGAGUAUGAAGAAGAAGAAACAGAAGUGGGCGGACGAGGUCGGGGUAGAAAAUACCAUGAGCCGAUGGAAACGGAGUCAGCGGCAGAGCGAGAACGCCGUAUUCGAGAAAAAUAUUCGCGAAGGAAGUAA